CGAGGAAAGAAAAGAGAGGUGGUGGAGUUGAGUUCCGCGGAUUUCCGUUAAAACCUGUGUGCCUUUGGGCGGGUACCUCUCUCUCUCUAUUUCCUUCCAUCGACUUGUCAGUUACCCUCUCUCUCUCUAAGUAGUAACGACUUCCUCCUGUUUUCCUCCGCUGCCUUUUACUCCAGAUCCCAUCCAUCCAUCCAUCCAACCUCUCCUCAUCCACCUCUUACCUUUCCAUCUCCUCCAAAUCCCUCUAUUUUACCACUAAGUCAAUUUUAUAUAAAUACUUUCCAAAAUGAUUUUGCUAAUUAAAUCACCAUAUUAAUAAAAUUAAUAUCAUAUCAACUGCACAUUUACCCUUUCCUUACUGAAUUCUGAAUGCUAGUUUUACACAUCUGUUUUACUUCCUAACCCUAGUUACUCUGCAUUAAUAAUAAAAGCUUUUAGGCCUGCCACCGCCAAUCAAAAUCGACGAAAAUAAAAAAAAGUAUGGUUUUUUUAUAAGAAGAAAUUUCUUGUUCUUAAUGGGUUUCGGUCCCAUGAACAUCCAGAGUGCAUGAAAGUGAAACCCUUUUGUUCAAUUGAAUCACAAAAAUCCAUCACAGCCCCAUUCUUUCUUUUCUUCAGGUAUAUCCCUUGUUCCUCUUCCUACUCCUUCUUUCUUUUGGGUUUUGCAGUUUCUUCCAUGCUUUUGUUUUUCUGUAGAUAUAUAUGGUGAGACCUUCACCUGCUCUUUCAAUUUUUCUUCCUUAGAAAAUUUUGUCUUUUUUCCUGUAGAGUUUUCCUCUUGAUCAGGUUAUGAUAUUCCUUGCAUAUUGUGGGAGGGUUCCUUUUCUCUUUUUAUGGAAGUAUUUUUGGUUUUAUCCCACCAAUCCUCUUGAGAAAAUAAGGAGGGUUUGUUUGAAUUAAUUGCCAUUUGUUAACUGAAUGGAAUCCCUAUUGUGUAAGCUGAAAGCGGGGUAAUUCUAGUUUGGAAACCGAUUGGCAUUCUGGGCAAUCGUAGUUAUUUUUCUCCCUUUUUUCUUAUUGCGGUUAUCCAAAGUUUCUCCCUUUGCCCACCUGGAUUUACAAAGGAGAAGAUUCUGUUUUGGGAAAGACUUUGGGUGCUGAAGGGUUCCUUUGUUUUUCGAGGAGGGCAGAGGAGAAGGUGGAGGUGGGGGAAUCAGGGUGUUUGGAUUCUGAGAAAAUUGUUUUGUGAUCUGUUUUCUUUGCCUGUUAUGAUAAAAGGGAUGUGCUUCCUUUUUUUUUUUGGUAGGGUUCCCAGAUUGUUGAUUCAAUACCAAUGACACCAUUGAAAUCUGCUCCAGACCCCAAAAAUAAGGAGGAGCAUUCUGUUAAGCUUUCCCCAAAAAAGGAGACUCCGACUGACUCCCCAGGAAGUCCACGAAAUCGAAAGGUAACUGCCAGAUGGGAGCCAGAUGAACCAUGCAGACCUGCAGUUGAUGACGCUCCUGUAUUUUAUCCUACUGCCGAGGAAUUUGAGGACACGCUUGGCUACAUAUCAAAGAUACGUGCAAAAGCAGAACCAUUCGGGAUAUGUAGAAUUGUUCCUCCAGCUUCCUGGAGGCCACCCUGCCAUCUUAAGGAAAAAGAAAUAUGGGAAAAUGCCAAAUUCUCUACAAGGAUUCAGCAAGUCGACUUGCUUCAAAAUAGAGAACCCAUGAGGAAGAAACACAAAAGCCGAAAGCGGAAGAGGAGGCGGCACUCUAAGUUUGGGAACACGAGGAGACGCACCAAUUCAUGUUCAGCAGGAGCAAAUGUUGUUCCCGAGAACGAGGAGAAGUUUGGGUUCCAGACGGGAUCCAAUUUUACAUUCGCUGAGUUCCAGAAGUAUGCCGAAUAUUUCAAAGCAUGUUACUUUCAAAGGAAAGAUUCCUCCGGAGAGGAUGUCAAGGAAGAACAUCAGAAGUUUGAGCAGCCUCCACUUGAUGUCAUUGAAGGUGAAUAUUGGCGAAUCAUUGAGCAACCAACAGAUGAAGUUGAGGUUUACUAUGGUGCUGACUUGGAAACAGGAAUAUUUGGAAGUGGGUUUCCUAAGCCGUCAUCAAUGAUAACAGGCGACAAGCAAGAUCAGUACGUGGUCUCUGGUUGGAAUCUGAAUAACUUCCCUCGUCUGCCAGGUUCUGUACUUGGCUUUGAGGAAUGUGAUAUCUCAGGGGUUCUAGUGCCAUGGCUGUAUGUUGGAAUGUGCUUCUCAUCAUUUUGUUGGCAUGUGGAGGACCAUCACCUGUAUUCUCUGAACUAUGUACACUGGGGAGACCCGAAGGUAUGGUACGGUGUCCCUGGAACUCAUGCUUCAACCUUGGAGUCCGCAAUGAGAAAGCAUUUGCCCGAUUUGUUUGAAGAACAACCUGGUUUACUUCAUGAACUGGUUACCCAACUCUCUCCCUCAGUUCUCAAGGCUGAAGGCGUGCCUGUAUAUCGGGUGGUCCAGCACUCUGGAGAAUUUGUUCUUACUUUCCCUAGGGCAUACCAUGCUGGUUUCAAUUGUGGUUUCAACUGUGCCGAGGCAGUGAAUGCGGCCCCAGUUGAUUGGUUGGUGCAUGGACAAAAUGCAGUUGAGCUCUACAGUGAGCAGUGCCGCAAGACAUCCAUAUCCCAUGACAAACUUUUAUUCGGAGCAGCAAUGGAUGCAGUUCAGGGUCUAUUGGAACUUGAAUCUCUUGACAAAGAAUCUCCAGGAAAUUUUAGGUGGAGAAGUGUUUGCGGUAAGGAUGGAUUGCUAACCAGAGCUGUUAAGGCGCGGGUAGAGAUGGAGAAUGAGAGAAUACAAGUCCUACCAGAUCAGUUCAAACAGCAAAAGAUGGAGGAACCCUCUGAUUUGAACAGUGAGAGAGAAUGCUUCUCAUGUUUUUAUGACUUGUACCUAUCUGCUGCAACUUGCAACUGCUCCACUAAACAGUUUGCAUGUCUCAAACACGCUAAGCAUGUUUGCUCUUGUGAACCGGAACAAAGAUACGUGCUUUUACGUUAUACCAUGGAUGAGUUGAGUAGCCUUGUUGAUGCAUUGGAAGGAGACGUAGCAGCCAUGAAAUUGUGGGCUUCUGAUAAUUUUGGUAGCAGUUUGGUUUCUGCUCAUAAUCCGAAGGAAGGACCAUCAGAUUCUUUCCCUAGUACAGAUGAAAUGGUGGGCUCAUGUGGCUCGAACAGCCAUGCUUCUUCAGAUGUAAUCCAGUCUGAUAAUAAAAACGUAUUUAGCAAUAUUGAAGGUUCGGCAUUGCAAACUGGAGCUGGUGAUGCUAAAGAAGAGGUAUGUAUUGAUCUGAACCUUGAUGCUGUGUCUACUGUACGUGCGAGGGAAUCUCUGGAUGCAUCUCAGAGCUCCAGUAGCAGCAGAAUGAUCUCUGAUGAUGAUUGUAAACAAGAGAAACUUGUUGCAGAAGACACUGAUGUAGUUGGUAAGAAGCUGUUUGGUGUUGAUCUAAUGUUCUCAGCAAUCCCAUCAAUGAGCUUGCAAACUGAUGGAGUCAGUCACACCGAGUCUAUUGAGCUGCUAAACCUUGGUUCUGUUAUAUUUAGAAAACUCUGGCACAGUGCACAAGCCAUAUUCCCAAAAGGAUUCAGAACCCGGUCCAAGUUCUUCAGCGUGAAUGAUCCUAGGAAGAUUUGCUACUACACUUCCGAAGUUGUGGAUGCUGGGCUACUCGGUCCUCUAUUUAAGGUUUCAUUUGAGGAAUACCCGAGUGAGGCAUUCACAAAUUUCUCAGCAGAGAAGUGCUGGGAAGUCGUGUUGCAGCGGGUGAAUGACGAGAUUUUAAGACGGAUUAGGCUAGGAGAGGAAGGAUUGCCCCCUCUCCAAAGCCGAAUCAGUGGCUUGCAAAAGUUUGGAUUCCUCUCUUCAUCCAUUGUACAGGCCAUUGAAGCUCUCGAUCCAGAUCAUCAAUGUAAGGAGUACUGGAAUAACAAGCAACUCGUGAACAAAAAUAAGGCAAUUAAACUCCAACAACACCAAUCCAUUGAUUCGCAUGAAAAAGCGCAGCAAAUAAUGCAAGGACUGUUGCAGAAAGCAAGUCCUGAAGAACUGAAAAUAAUGAAGACCAUGUUCUGCAGCGAGGCACAGAGUGCUGAAUGGAAUGUGGCAUUCAAGACAUUGAUGGAACAGCAGUUGCCGAAAUGAAGAUAGUAGGAUGAUAACAGAAAAGAAGAAGCAGGAGGAUUAAUGGAGUUUUAGGUCCCUAGUUUACAACCAACCCACAAUUCUUUCUUGAUUCUUCAGUGUAGCAUCCAAUUCAUUAGGUAAAAUUGGAUUUAGGCCUCAAUUCUUUUUCAUAGAAGGAAAAAAAAGCAAAACCCUAGCUUGCUUGGGCAGACACAGAUUGAAUUGGCAACUACUAAGGAGUGGGUGCACAGGUUGUUUUUGUAGGAUGAUGCUCCAACUCAAUAACCCAGCCUUUGUUUACUGUUCUGCCAUUUUAACCCACCAUAGCCAUUGUAAAACAUUCAGGGAUUGUCCAUUGCUAAUGAAAUUAGAGUUUCAGU
Linum trigynum is the source of this 4470-nucleotide messenger RNA. The record is from the annotation of a GenBank genome assembly. NCBI's taxonomy places the organism in Eukaryota, Viridiplantae, Streptophyta, Magnoliopsida, Malpighiales, Linaceae.